Neltuma alba is the source of this 1077-nucleotide messenger RNA. RefSeq names its product pentatricopeptide repeat-containing protein At5g08510. The transcript is spliced from 3 exons. Gene Ontology annotation, molecular function: protein binding; RNA binding. Bases 1 to 1077 code for a protein of 358 amino acids. Lineage: Eukaryota; Viridiplantae; Streptophyta; Magnoliopsida; Fabales; Fabaceae. The record is from RefSeq and is a predicted model, not a curated record. Gene Ontology annotation, biological process: RNA modification.
AUGAACCAUCUGAAGCAAAUCCAUGCCUAUACUCUCAGAAAUGGCGUAGACCAUGCCAAAAUUCUCAUCGGGAAGGCACUUGAAAUCCCAAACCUCCAAUAUGCACAUUUGCUCUUUACCCAUACACCCACAAAGCGAACCGUGUUUAUCUACAACAAGCUCAUCCAAGCCUUCUCUCUCCAUGGGCAACAACAUCAAAGCUUAUCGCUCUACUCUCAAAUGCUUCUUCAGGGAUGCCCUCCAAAUGAAUACACUUUCAACUUCCUCUUUUCAGCAUGCACUUGUUUGUCUUCUUCCCUUGGACAAGCCCUCCAUACCCAUUUCAUCAAAUCGGGUUUUGAGCUCGACGUGUUUGCCUCCACAGCUUUGCUUGAUAUGUAUGCUAAAAUGGGUAUAUUGGAGUUUGCACGCAAGGUGUUUGAUAAAAUGCUUGUUCGAGAGGUACCCACUUGGAAUGCUAUGAUUGCAGGCUAUGCAAGGUUUGGGAAUAUAGUGGGUGCAGAGGAAUUGUUUGUGUUGAUGCCUUCUAGGAAUGUGGUUUCAUGGACGGCCAUGAUAUCCGGUUACUCUCAGAACAAACAAUAUGAGAAGGCCUUGGAGUUGUUUUUGAAGAUGGAAAAUGAGAAGGAUUUAAAGCCCAAUGAAGUAACCUUAGCAAGCAUUUUACCAGCCUGUGCAAAUCUUGGGGCACUAGAGAUUGGUCGGAGGAUUGAAGCAUAUGCCAGAAAAAAUGGAUUCUUUAAGAAUGUAUAUGUGAGCAAUGCUAUAUUGGAGAUGUAUGCCAGGUGUGGUAAGAUUGAUAUCGCUUGGCGGUUGUUUGAUGAGAUUGGAAGUUACAGAAAUUUAUGCUCUUGGAAUUCAAUGAUCAUGGGUUUGGCUGUUCAUGGACAAUAUGCUAUGGCUCUUGUGCUUUAUGAUCAAAUGCUAUAUGGCUUGCCUUUCACAUGUCUCUUUAUAGUUGUUUUGGUCUACCCAGCUUUUGUAAUGAUGGAGUUCGCUCAAUACUCUCUUAUAUUUGGAUCCUCUAGAGUUCUGAGAGAAAUUUAUAGGGACCUAAAUCACAACUCCCCUAACUGA